Saccostrea echinata is the source of this 971-nucleotide messenger RNA. RefSeq lists its product as uncharacterized. The coding region runs from base 41 to 958 and encodes 305 amino acids. The record is from RefSeq and is a predicted model, not a curated record. NCBI's taxonomy places the organism in Eukaryota, Metazoa, Mollusca, Bivalvia, Ostreida, Ostreidae. The transcript is spliced from 7 exons.
GUUUUAUUAGCAGUAACGUGGAUUACAGUCGACUGGAAUCAUGAAGGUAGCCUGUAUUUUCCUGUUGUGUCUGGCUGCUGGAAGUCAAGCCAAUUUUUUCGAUGACCUGAAGAAUGCCUUCACAAAUGUUGGACACGCCCUAACAAAUACAGUCCAAGCUGUAGGAGAUCAGGCUAAAGUAGUUGGACAGAACCUUCUCAAUGCAGCUGCUGAACAAGGAAAGCAGCUCGCUUCUCAGGCUCUUCAGAGUCUGCUGAUGGGAACCAUGAACGCUCUCAGUAAUCCUGGCGGUACAGACACGACUGGUACCAAAAGAUCUCUUUCUGAAAUCCUCCAACAGUCAAAGCCUUUGACUGAUGCCGCCAAGCAGAUUGUGGAUGAGAAGAUGGAUAAACUGAAAGGUGUCUACACAGAGGCUGUGGACAAGCUCAAAAGUCUUUCAUCUAAACUGACCGAUCUUCCCACUUCUGAACUUAUCCGCAAAGUUGACCAGGUCGUUGCUGCCCAUCACAUUAUUGCUGACGAUAUCCAGACCGAGCUCGUAACUGAAUUGACUGGACUCUUCGGAAAGGUCCUCGCAUUGCACCCAGGAAAUAAGAGAAGCACCUUUACAGACGCCCUUGCUACAGUUGGACAAGGCCUUGCCAACUUCUUCCAGCCCCAUGUCCAAGCAGUUCAGCAGCUGGUCAAUGGAGUGGGUGAAUCAUUGAAACAGACAGCCACUGCAUUCCACACAAGUUUGACCACAGGUACUCACGGAGAUGCUGUUCAUCAGUCUGUGUCCGCCCUGGCACAACACGGAAAAAAUGCACUGGAUGCUCUAAAGGACGCAGUUUCCGAUGUCCUUCAACAAACUCUGACCAACAUGCAGCCACACCUUGUUAACCUUCUCAAUCACGGUUCCCAGGCUCUUCAAGAAACCCUCGCCAAACAAAAUACAGGCACAACAUCUGAGUAGAUUGAUUAUGUUG